Cercospora beticola is the source of this 2028-nucleotide messenger RNA. The record is from RefSeq and is a predicted model, not a curated record. Lineage: Eukaryota; Fungi; Ascomycota; Dothideomycetes; Mycosphaerellales; Mycosphaerellaceae.
UGCCUACGUAGCUGCAGGCUGAGCUUGCAAGCGAGCGAUGGCGAGUAUAAAGGUCAGCUUGGGGAGAACACUGUCUUCAAGAAUAUGAUCCGAUGGGAAGACAUGGCAGCCAGGACACCGAUGAUUUGCUCGCGCUGCGCAAAGCUCAGAUUUGAUACGACACCACAAGCGAGACAAACCCAUGUGCUCGGCAGGCCAUCCACAUGGAAUCGCGGCUGCAGCGUCUGUACUUAUCUGGCUGUUCUCGCUGGCAUUGAAGAGGUUCCUCAAUAUAUCGAUCCAUUAGAUGAUGAGCCACUAUACCAUAUCGUCCCCUUCAACACCAGCACGAUAUUCGAAGAUCCGCCGACAGUGCGUCUGAGAGACCCAGCUCAGCCGGUGUCGUUCGCCGUCGUCGAGGCAGACAACGUCGGCGACGCGGAUGGUCAACAGCUCUUCAACUGUGUGCGUGGUCGAGGAUGGGCAAGUCCCGUGCCGUCUGCGAAGAGCGUCACUGCAUUUUCUGCGCGCCUACUUGAUAGUAGAAUGGACUUUGGAUUUGUCAAGGCACAGCUCAAAUCCUGCAAAGACAAUCACCCUGCUUGCCGGUCGAAUUUCCAGCGACCGAUGAAGACUAUCAAGCUGAUCGACUGCACCACGCACCGAAUAUUUGAGCGCGAACGCGACGAACCAUAUUUGACGCUGAGCUAUGUCAAUCGAUCUGUCAACUUCGAUGUGACUCGCCACAUCAAGGCUCAGACGUUGGUAGCACCACCCACACUGUAUAGCGAUGCUAUGAGUUUGACCACCAAACUCGGGUACAAGUACCUAUGGAUCGACAACUACUGCAUCCCACAGCCGCCACCGGGUCAGCAGUUCUCCAAAGGCUCGCCCGAGAAAGCAAAGCGGAAGGAGCAAGUACAGCAGAUGGAUCAGAUAUACACGCGAUCUGACCUGACUAUCAUUGCUCCUGACUUUCUUGACGGCUUGCCAAGGGCCAGUCAAGUCGGAUCUUCGAGCAAGGUCUUUCAAGUGGGCGGCCUACCAUUCGUGCUGUGCCCUACAUCGCCCAGAUACGAGAUCGAGAACUCAGAAUGCAGCGAACGAGGUUGGUGCUACCAGGAAGCAACUCUUGCAGUACGACGCGUUGUUGCGCUCAAGGACCAAGUCUACUUCAAGUGCAAGACAGCGCAUGCUCUUGAAUCUCUCCACGGAACGAUAGACCCUCUCACCCUUGUGACUCAGCCGCAGUCCAGAGGCAACGGGACUGCUGAGUUUCACAGGUGGAAUGAAUUCGAAGUCUUCGCCAAUCUUGCCCAAAAGAGACCUGACAGCCUCAACCACGUCUACAACCACAUUGCAGAAUACACCAAACGCCGAUUCACGCAAUACGAUGAUAUUCUAGAAGCGAUUGCCGGACUUCGCAACCAGUUCAAAAUGCUCUAUCCGGAGCUAUUGACAGUCUCCGGCAUUCCAAUCCUACCUCGUAGCAACAAAGAGGUCUCUAGUUCUCUCGACCGCUUCGUGACAGCUCUGUGCUGGAAAACGGCAUUUGACUGCGAUCGUCGACCAGGAUUUCCAAGUUGGUCGUGGACUGGACACUAUAGACCAGGUUUCAUCGCAGGCAAGCCACUUGAGCAUGCCCUAGGCGCUGUCAAUCCGUACUUGGACACAGGAGAGCGAAGUCUGGUUGCGAGUCCCAAUGUGGAGAUUUUGUUAAAUGAUCCAGAGCUCCAAGCAUCGCAGGUCGUGGUCAACGAGGCCUUCCCGAAAACACUCCAGAAGUCUGGGCUGGAACUUACAUCCGAACCCUCUCAAUUGAUUAUAGAAGCUCAAGUGAUCGAGAUUCAGUUUGAACGAUGGCUGCGCGACCUCCCAGGAGACACACAAUCGCCAUAUGGUCACGCUGCAGUCAAAGGCACAAAAUUUUCGAAGACAGCAAAGAAUCAACGACGAGAAUGGCAGCGUGUUGGCGUUGUGGACUUGUAUGACCAGGCUGAAACGAUACUUAUGAAAGAGGCGGAACGGAAGCAGAUCAUAUUGUCGUGA